AUGGAACAACCUCCUGGUUUUGAAGAUUCCAACAGACCCAACUAUGUGUGUCAACUCAAUUGUGCUCACUACGGCUUAAAACAAGCACCACGUGCUUGGUUCCAACGAUUAAGCUCCUUUCUUCUUAAUCGCGGCUUUGUCAACAGUCGAGCCGAUACAUCCUUGUUUGUUUACAAACACCAAGGCAUCUUAAUUUAUCUCCUUGUUUAUGUUGACGACAUCAUUAUUACUGGAAAUAAUGACAUUUUCAUCAACAACUUCACAGCUUCUCUAAACAAGGAAUUUAAAAUAAAAGACCUUGGCUUGCUAAAUUUUUUUCUCGGUCUCGAAGUCCACCACACCAAAUCGGGUCUUUUCCUAAAUCAAUUAAAAUAUGCUCAUGACAUUCUCACUCGAGCCGGUUUACUGGACUCCAAACCGGUUGCCACUCCUCUCACAUCCAAAGAUGUCUUCACUUCCCAAGGCCAACCGUUUCAUGAUCCUACUCUGUAUCGUUCCCUUGUAGGCGCUCUCCAAUAUCUCACAGUCACUCGUCCCGAUCUCUCCUAUGCCGUCAACCAAGUUAGCCAAAUCCUUCAAAAUCCCACAACCAAUCAUUUCCAGCUAGUAAAAAGGAUUCUUCGUUAUGUUAAGGGCACUUUAUCACAUGGUUUAACAUUUGAUCGUCCACCUAACACUACUUUAUUAGGUUUUUCAGAUGCAGAUUGGGCUCGCUGUAUCGACACUCGAAGGUCCACCUACGGCUAUUGCAUCUACUUAGGAGGAAACUUAGUGUCUUGGAACGCUAAAAAGCAACCAACGGUGUCACGAUCCAGUUGUGAGUCAGAAUAUCGAGCAAUGGCGAACACGACAGCAGAAAUUGUUUGGCUAACUAACCUACUUCGGGAACUUCAUGCUCUUCCACCUGGGCGACCGACUCUAUUAUGUGAUAACAAAAGUGCGUUGUUCUUAAGUCAAAAUCCGAUCUCACACAAAAGAGCGAAACACAUUGACAUCGAUUAUCAUUUCGUUCAUGAAUUAGUAACCGCCGGGAAGCUUCACACAAAAUUCAUCUCAACAGAUAAACAAGUCGCAGAUAUUUUUACCAAGAGUUUACCAAAACCGUUGUUCGAAAAAUUUAGAACAAUGCUUCGUCUUGGACCACCUCCAACUUGCAUUGACGGGGGGUAUUAG
This is a messenger RNA of Helianthus annuus (common sunflower), 1173 nucleotides long. RefSeq lists its product as uncharacterized. NCBI's taxonomy places the organism in Eukaryota, Viridiplantae, Streptophyta, Magnoliopsida, Asterales, Asteraceae. The transcript has a single exon. The record is from RefSeq and is a predicted model, not a curated record. The coding region runs from base 1 to 1173 and encodes 390 amino acids.